Messenger RNA from Labrus bergylta (ballan wrasse), 3615 nucleotides. It is a transcript of the gene pcyt1aa, whose product is annotated as phosphate cytidylyltransferase 1A, choline a. Gene Ontology annotation, cellular component: endoplasmic reticulum. Gene Ontology annotation, biological process: CDP-choline pathway. Lineage: Eukaryota; Metazoa; Chordata; Actinopteri; Labriformes; Labridae. Gene Ontology annotation, molecular function: choline-phosphate cytidylyltransferase activity; phosphatidylcholine binding. The record is from RefSeq and is a predicted model, not a curated record.
CUCUGAGGAAGUUCGAAGUUUUGUAGUUCCUGUAUAGUUGACCUGUCAGCGUUGUAGUACAAGCUGUCACUGCUGAAUGUGUGUUACUCCGUCGGGUUGGGACAGUUUUCGACCAGAUUGAGCGACUCUGACAAACAGGAUCGUUUAUAUUUACUGCUGCUGCUAACCAGCGAGCUAAAGGCUACAGUUAGCCAAAAGCUGGACAGCUAGCUCGCUAUUUAGCAUCUGACGGUAGAUACUAGCGUAAGCUGGCUUUUUUUUGCUGAUAGCUAGCUGGGUACUGGCCCGUGCGAGGCUAGGAAUCCUCCCACUCCUGCAAAGCAGUUUACAGGACAAAAGAGUAAUCGAUGGAGGCUCAAAGCUCCAGUGGACUGCUGUUGCCCAGAAAGAGGAGAAGAGAUGGCUCCAACGGUGAGACUGAGGAGGGAGAGAGGCUUGGUAAAGUCCCCAGAUGUACUGUGGGAUUGAAGCACCCCGCACCUUUUGCAGAUGAGCUAGAGCCAGCUGAUGGUAAACCCUAUGAGAGAGUCAGCAUGGAGGAGGCCAAGAGGGGAACACCAUCUAACAGACCAGUGCGGGUGUAUGCAGAUGGCAUUUUCGACGUUUUCCACUCAGGUCAUGCCAGAGCACUCAUGCAGGCCAAAUGCUUGUUCCCAAAUACACACCUAAUUGUUGGAGUGUGCAGUGAUGACCUGACCCACAAAUACAAGGGCUUCACGGUGAUGAACGAGGACGAGCGCUACGAUGCCAUCAGACACUGCCGCUAUGUAGAUGAAGUAGUGCGAAACGCUCCCUGGACGUUAUCGCCAGAGUUCCUCGCAAGACAUCGCAUUGACUUUGUGGCCCAUGAUGACAUCCCAUACAUCUCAGCGGGCAGCGACGACGUGUACAAACACAUCAAGGAAGCUGGUAUGUUCGCUCCCACCCAGCGGACAGAAGGCAUCUCCACCUCUGACAUCAUCACACGCAUAGUCCGUGACUACGAUGUGUACGUCAGACGUAACCUGCAGAGAGGAUACACAGCCAAGGAGCUCAACGUCAGCUUCAUAAAUGAGAAGAAAUACCACCUGCAGGAGCGUGUAGACAAGGUGAAGAGGAAGGUCCGUGAUGUGGAGGAGAAGAGCAAAGAGUUUGUCCAGAAGGUGGAGGAGAAGAGCAUCGACCUCAUCCAGAAAUGGGAGGAGAAAUCCAGGGAGUUUAUCGGCAACUUCCUGCAGAUGUUUGGCCCUGAGGGAGCUCUGAAGCACAUGCUGAAAGAAGGAAAAGGCCGCAUGCUGCAGGCCAUCAGUCCCAGGCAGAGCCCCAACAGCAGCCCCACCCGAGAGGAGCGCUCCCCUUCUCCCACCUUCCGUCUCCCCUUCUUCACCAAGACCUCCCCGCCCCCCUCGCCUCCGUCCCACCACAGCGGAGCCCGUGGAUACCUCAUCAGCGAUGACGAUGACGACGAAGAGGACGAAAACUAAAAGCGUUUGACUUCUUCACUCUUCUCUGGGCCGCAGUCAGUUGUACCAGUAAACUGAGCUAUCGAGGAAAGCAAUUUUCACCAAGCUCCUGCUUCCGUUUUCUUUCUCGGUUUAUGAUUUUACUUUGUUAGUUAACACUUCAGUUUCAUUCUAACUGUAGCAGCCAGUUUCCCAACGAUUCUUGUUUUUAACAGCCAGUCAUGUAAUAGUAAAAGUUUCCACUACUCACCUAAGUUCUUUGAAAGAUACGUCUCAUUUAUCUCAGUCACUUUUAAUGUUGAGUUUUUUUUUUUGUUCUUUAUCGUCACUAGGUAUUAUGUGCGGCGUUAGGGUGACGUUGUAGUGAGGCAGAAGUUUGUUUUCAUUGUUUUGGCACGGUUUUCUUCAGUGGGAGGGCUCUAACCCUAACCCACGGUAACAUGUAAACGCACAUGAAGUUUGGUGUUGGAUAGGUUACCUCAUAGAGGCAGUGGUGAAUAUCUCUGUAGGGGAGUUUUUCAGAGCAGGUCAGAAACUGGACAUCUAAAUGAUAGGCUUUCAUUCUACUCAUACUAACAACAAACCAACUUUUCUUUUUUUUUUAAAAAAAGCGGGAAACUUCAGAUCACAAUCUGAGCUGAAUCUGGGAGUCAAGUCUUCUAAACAGCUGCAUUUUCCCAUGUUUGUCCGCCUGCUCUGGGGCUGUUUGUGUCUGUGUGUGCAUGACAUGUUUGUGCGUGCAAGCUCCUGUGUCGGCAUGUUUGAAAUGUCUUCUGUCAACAUACUCCACCUAUUGACAGACCUGGGUUCAGCUUUGUCUUGACUUAAUGAGUUUGCUUUUAAAGGAUCAUGUCUGCUGACAAAAUCCUUGUCCUUGGAAGACUCAUUGGAGGACUCAUUUGAAACUGGACGCCUUUCUUGUGGCAUUUAAGAAAGUCCUGCAAGAAUAACCCAUUUCAAUGUAGAAAAACUUAUUUUUGUAGAUUUCCUCUUUCCUUUCUUUAGUUCUGUACAGAUAGUAUUCGUUAUGAUCCCUGUUUAGACGUGCUUUACAGGCUGAGCAGUGAAUCAGCAUGAGUAAGGAUGAAGGAGUUUUUAUAUAUUUUUUUGUAAGGGAGAUGCUGCGUCAUUUCAGCCUGUAGGGAAACAACUACCUGUUACAUGCAAUCACAGUAGAAAGAAUGACCUCGUCAAGGUGACCUGAGAACUGUCUAAAUGCCCUACUUUUUAAGAGAAAUUAAAUCAUUUUGAUCAGUGGAUGAAUAAGACCUGUAGCAUACUGAAGUCCCCAAAACAUUUCCAAAUCUUCAAUCAAGUGUUGAUUGGCAGAUGUAAAAACACUGAGUGGUUUGAGUGAUUCAGUUUCUGUAGAUGCAUCAGUGAAAAUCCAGAUCAACAUAUACUGUUUAUAGCUACCUCCUUCUUCCCUUUUUUUUUUUCUCUCCAAGAUGAGCACAAAGUUCAUGUAUUUUUCCUCUUCCUGAACAGAGCCAUUGUUGCAGCACUGAUGCAAUGUGACUGGGUCACAUAUUUGAGCUUUUAUGGCUGUUUGUGUGUGCAUCUUCAGUGAUACAGCAGUUCUUGUGUCUCCUGUAUAAUCAUAAAGUGAACCUUCACAGGUGAUCAGAAGAUGUAACGCAUCACUGUCAGUCAACUCAAAUAUGAAUGUUGUAAUGUCAGAUUGAUCUGUUCUCAGGCUCGGCUUCUUUAAAGAAUUUGUUGUAGAAGUCGAUCUUGGCUGCAGGGACAAAGACUCCCUCUAUUCACGUGUGAAAAAUCAGAUGUUAAGGUGGGAAAUCACUACCCACAGGUAUAAAAUCCAACUUUUGGAAUGAAGUGAAAAAGUAGUAUAAUUUGCAGAGAAAUCCAGCCUUGAUCUUGGUGCUAAGCUACUUUCUGGAAGCCUCGUCUCGAUUCUUGUGGAAUCUUUUCCUUUAAAUCAGCGUGAACUUCUCAUUUACAGCAAGUCCACAGCACAAGUUCAUGGUGGGAGAAAAACUUGAGUGGCAAGCCAAUGACAGCCACAACCGCAGGAUACAAAUAUAAAUGUUUUUAACAGUAAGCGUUUUAAUCAAUGUUCUAUUUACUGUUUGGGGUUUCUUUGUUUUAUGUCCUGGAUGUAGAGGAAGCGCAAGACAGGAAAAAUGUAUUAAAACAUGUUGGCCAAAGCACA